This is a messenger RNA of Oncorhynchus masou masou (cherry salmon), 3076 nucleotides long. RefSeq names its product metal transporter CNNM1-like. Lineage: Eukaryota; Metazoa; Chordata; Actinopteri; Salmoniformes; Salmonidae. Gene Ontology annotation, biological process: intracellular manganese ion homeostasis; magnesium ion homeostasis; transport. The record is from RefSeq and is a predicted model, not a curated record. Gene Ontology annotation, molecular function: transmembrane transporter activity. Gene Ontology annotation, cellular component: plasma membrane; cytoplasm.
GAUGUUUUUGUAGGUGCAGUGCAGGUAGUAGCAUAGGCUGCUAUUUGUCCGUGCGCAAAAACAGAUUCAGUUUGGGUGUAGAGAGGAGAACAGCUAGACAGAGUGGGGGGAUUGAUAAGAACAGCUAGACAGAGUGGGGGGAUUGAUAAGGAAUCUGAUCAUUAAGUCUCAUUAUAUUUACCACUCAACAAUUACUGGGGAAGCAAUCUGGAAUGGAAACUUCCCGUGUCCUGUUUCUGUGUGUCUCAGUACGUUGCCUAUUGCCAUUCGUAGCCGGCAUCUUCGUGCAAAAUUGCAUUACGUCACUACAUAAUUGUGGUGAAUUCUCUCGCCGCCCCGUUUCCUGCAUGGUGUAGUAGAGUAGAGAAGCAUCAUCAGCAUCAACAACAACAACACCGGGAAAUGCAGCUGCUGUAACGGAACUGGUCCCCCACCCACAGAUGGAGUGUGAGCGCGCCACCGCCACGUGACUUGGUUGGUUCGCAUCUGUAGUGUGGCGGAGAAUCUCACUCUGCAUCAUGGCUGCGGAAGAUGUAGCUGCCCGGUCCCGAACCGCCCCCCUCUUCCCCAGGGUACCCUUCUCCCCAGCCCGGCUGCUGUUCCUCUCUCUCCUCUCCCUCAUCCCCUCCCCGUCCCUCGCCCUGCUCGGCUUCCGUCCGGAGGAGACCGGGGGAGAGCUGUCCGUGGACGACGGGGUGCUGAAAGCCACAGAGGGAACCCGCUUCAUGCUGCGGGUCUACUACGCCUCAUCCCCACAGAGGCUCAACCGGACCGCUGGGGCCAGAGCCAACGCCGCUCCCUGGAUAGCAUUCAUCGAGGAGCCGAGGCCGGGGAGAGAGGGGCAGGUCCACCCGAAGCGGAAUAUGUGCAUGGAUAAAAACGCCAGGAGCUCGGAUAUUGAGAUCUUGGGCUCUUUCAAGUCCGCUUCGAGUCAGAACUCCGUGUUGGUGGAAGUAUUGGCUAAGAACCUGCGCAGGGGAGAGAAGAUGAAGUACUAUUCGAUUUGCGCCUUCGACGGGUCCAAAUGGGAACACUACCGGACCCGGGAUUUCUGGGUCGCCGUGGUGGAGCGCGGGGCCGAACCGGACCUCUGGCUUCAAGUGUUAGUAUCGGUUCUGUUACUGGCCCUCUCGGCGCUCUUCAGUGGCCUGAACCUCAGUCUGCUCGCGUUGGACCCGGUGGAACUCCAGGUUCUGCAGAACAGCGGCACGGACAAGGAGCAGAAAUACGCGAGGAAAAUCGAGUCCGUGCGGCGGCACGGUAACUACGUCCUGUGCACUUUGCUGCUGGGCAACGCGCUGAUCAACGCGGCGCUCGCAGUAUGGAUGUGUCAGAUCUUGGGGAUGACCUGGUUGUCCACCAUUAUCUGCGCGUUUGGGAUCUUUUUCAUUGGGGAGAUCCUGCCACACUCUGUUGCGUCGCGGCACGGCCUGGCCAUUGCGUCCAAAACCAUCUGGGUAACCCGUCUUCUCAUGGUUCUCUCCUUCCCCAUCUCCUACCCCAUCAGUAAACUCCUCGACUUCAUCCUCCACCAGGAGAUCAGUAACUUUUAUACGCGGGAAAAACUCCUUGAGAUGCUGCGCGUGACCGACCCGUACCACGACCUGGUUAAAGAGGAGCUCAACAUCAUACAGGGCGCGCUCGAGCUCCGGACCAAGACUGUAGAAGAUGUUCUGACUCCGCUAACCGACUGCUUCAUGCUCACCUCGGAAGCGGUGCUGGACUUCAACACCAUGUCGGAGAUUAUGCAGAGCGGCUACACGCGCAUCCCGGUGUUCGAAAACUUGCGGUCGAACAUUGUGGAUAUUCUGUUCGUGAAGGACUUGGCGUUCGUUGACCCGGAUGACUGUACCCAUCUGAAGACCAUAACACAGUUCUAUAAACACCCCAUGCACUGUGUGUUCAACGACACCAAACUGGACGCCAUGCUGGAGGAGUUCAAGAAGGGCAAGUCCCACCUGGCCAUCGUCCAGCGGGUCAACAACGAGGGUGAGGGUGACCCCUUUUAUGAGGUCAUGGGCAUCGUGACCCUGGAGGACGUUAUAGAGGAGAUCAUCAAGUCAGAGAUACUGGACGAGACUGACCUCUACACUGAUAACCGUUCUAAGCGUCGUGUUUCUCACCAUGAGAGGAAGCAGCAGGAUUUCUCCAUCUUUAAGCUGUCGGAGAACGAGAUGAAGGUGAAAAUCUCUCCCCAGCUCCUCCUCGCCACGCACCGCUUCCUCUCCACAGAGGUGGAGCCCUUCAAGCCAGCCCACCUAUCAGAGAAGAUCUUACUGCGUCUCAUUAAACACCCCAGUGUGGUCCAGGAGCUGAGCUUCGAUGACAAGAACAAACUGGCCCCACAGCACUUCCUGUUUCAGAGAAACAAACCUGUUGACUACUUCAUCCUGUUACUACAGGGUCGUGUGGAAGUGGAGUUUGGUAAAGAGGCUCUGAGGUUUGAGAACGGAGCGUUCGCCUACUAUGGGGUGCCUGCCAUCAUGCCCACAGUCCACAUCCCCUCCCGUAGCAGUGGUCUGGACCGGUCUGACUCUAUGCUGUAUGGGGGCAGUCUGGGCCAACUCAGGAGGGGGAGCGUCUACCUGCCUGACUACUCUGUUAGGCAGCUCACACACCUGCAGGUCAUUAAGAUCACCCGUAGCCACUACCAGAACGCCCUGACAGCCACUCUGAUGGACAGCUCCCCCCAGACCCCCGACACAGACGCCCGGCCCACAGACGGGAACACUCCCGACCUCCCUGUCCCAGAGCAGAGUGGAGACCACCUCCUACCCCCCAGAGAGACCCGGCCCAGCUCGGCCAGAACCAGAGGACAGCAGUCCUCCGUCCCACACAGCACCUCUCUGCUCAACGAGAAGAACCGCAUCGUCCGCAGUAAAUCAGACGGUCAGAACAGCCCCAGUGACUCCGUGUUCCUCAGGAUGGAUGAGAUCUCGUACAUCAGAGAGAGCACUCAGAGAGGGACGUCACCAACGCCUCUGUUGCUAUAGAAACGGACGCCCCCUCCUCUUUCAUCAGUACUCUGUCUCUGAGUGGAUCAGAGGACACACUGGGCAAGAAACUACUGCUCAAA